UCUAAGCGCGUCUUCUUAUCAAAGAAACACCUCAGUUUGCAUUGAAUCACAUUAUCAUGGGGACUGUUUGUUUUGCAUGGCAUUUGUGUUUGGCUCUCGCUUUCUUCCACUUUGGCAGGUUUGCAGGAGGCAAUGGGGUCCCAGAUGCUGAUGAAUGUACAGAAGGGACAGAUGACUGCCACAUUGAUGCAAUAUGUCAAAACACACCCAAGUCGUACAAAUGCAUUUGUAAACCAGGUUAUAAAGGAGAAGGGAAACAAUGUGAAGAUAUUGAUGAAUGUGAAAAUGACUUCUACAAUGGAGGCUGUGUGCAUGAAUGCAUCAACAUUCCAGGCAACUACAGGUGUACAUGCUAUGAUGGGUUCAUGCUAGCUCAUGAUGGACAUAACUGCCUUGAUGUUGAUGAAUGUCUAGAUAACAAUGGUGGCUGCCAGCAAAUUUGUGUCAAUACUAUGGGAAGCUAUGAAUGCCAGUGCAAAGAUGGCUUUUUCCUGAGUGAUAACCAGCACACCUGCAUUCAUCGCUCCAAUGAGGGUAUGAACUGUAUGAACAAAGAUCAUGGGUGUGCACAUAUCUGCCGGGAGACACCCAAAGGUGGGGUUGCCUGUGAAUGUAGGCCUGGCUUUGAACUUGCCAAAAACCAGAAGGACUGCAAAUUAACCUGUAACUAUGGAAAUGGAGGCUGCCAACACACCUGUGAUGACACAGAUACUGGUCCUGUGUGCGGUUGUCAUCAGAAGUAUGCCCUACACUCAGAUGGUCGAACAUGUAUUGAGAAGGAUGAGGCUGCAAUUGAGAGUUCUGAGUUCAAUGCCACGUCAGUAGCUGAUGUGGACAAGCGGGUGAAACGGCGGCUACUUAUGGAAACAUGUGCUGUCAAUAAUGGAGGCUGUGAUCGUACUUGUAAGGAUACAGCAACAGGAGUACGCUGCAGUUGCCCAGUUGGAUUUACCCUGCAGCCUGACGGGAAAACAUGCAAAGAUAUAGAUGAGUGUCUGGUAAACAAUGGUGGCUGUGACCAUUUCUGCCGAAACACUGUGGGCAGCUUUGAAUGUAGCUGCCAGAAGGGCUAUAAACUACUAACAGAUGAACGAACUUGCCAAGAUAUAGAUGAAUGUUCAUUUGAAAGAACUUGCGACCAUACUUGCAUCAACUACCCUGGAAGUUUCGAGUGCCUGUGUCUUAAAGGUUACACAUUGUAUGGAAUGACACAUUGUGGAGAUAUUGAUGAAUGCAGCAUCAACAAUGGGAGCUGUGACUAUGGAUGCCUUAAUGCAAUAGGAAGCUACGAAUGUGUCUGUCCAUCUGGAAAGAAGUUACACUGGAAUAAAAAGGAUUGUGUUGAGAUGGUGAAAUGCCUCCCAAAUGCCAAAAUAAUUCCAAAGGCCCAAUUGGUCUGCAGCAAAUCAGGAGGAAUUGAGAGUUGUUUCUUAUCUUGCCCAUCUAAUACACUUUUUCUUCCAGACUCAGAGAGCAGUUAUUCAGUAAAAUGUGGAGUGCCUGUACAGCAGAGCAAGUCACAACAGAAACACAACACUACACUUCCUAGCUGUGCAGACUCCUUAGCACCACCUGUCAAGCAGAAGGCUCGUUUUAAAAUCAAGGAUGCAAAAUGUCACUUAAGGCCCCGCAAUAAGGAAAAAAUUAAAGAUGUUGGGAAGCAGCAAGCUUUUAUCGGAGGUCAAUUCCCUUGUACAGACAACUGCCAGGUAACCUUCGUGAACCUCAAGUGUGACUCCUCCAAGAAAAAGCGCCGUGGCCGAAAAUCACCAUCAAAGGAAGUAUCCCAUAUCACUGCAGAGUUUGAAGUAGAAAUUAAGUCUGAGGAGAUCUCAGACACUUGUAAUGUUGAUUGUUUGCGGAAAAGCAUGGAGCAAAAGCUACAAACAGCAAUCAAAACUUUGAGGAAAUCUAUUAACAAACAGCAAUUUUACAUUCAGUUUUCUGGGACAGAGUAUGAAGUGGCUCAGAAAGCAGCUAAAGUUGUUACUGAAGGAAAUGACCUGUGCAGUACAGGGCAAGUGCAGCAGGAUGGAAAGUGUGUUACCUGCAGCACAGGCACCUAUUAUAGUGGAGAACAUAAUCAGUGCAUUCCUUGCUCACCAGGAACAUACCAAGACACAGAAGGUCAACUCUCUUGUGAACUUUGCCCAAGCAAUGAUGGACAGGGAGUAGCAGGUGCACGGAACGUGUCAGAAUGUGGAGGGCAGUGCUCUCCUGGACAUUUUUCUUCUGAUGGCUUUAAACCUUGUAGGCUAUGCCCACUUGGCACAUAUCAGCCUGAACCAGGAAGAGCCCUCUGUUUUCCAUGUGGUGGAGGACUAGUGACAAAAUAUGAAGGUGCAGUAUCAUUUCAGGACUGUGAAACAAAAGUUCAUUGUUCUCCUGGCCACUACUACAACUCUACAACCCACAGAUGUAUCAGAUGCCCUGUUGGAACUUACCAGCCUGAAUUUGGUCAGAAUUACUGCAUCACAUGUCCUGGGAAUACUAGUACAGAUUUUGAUGGCUCUACUAAUGUUACACAUUGUAAAAAUCAACAAUGUGGUGGGGAACUUGGAGAUUACACAGGUUACAUUGAGUCCCCCAACUACCCUGGAGAUUACCCAGCUAAUGUUGAAUGCAUUUGGAAUAUAAGCCCACCCCCAAAGAGGCGGAUUCUGAUAGUGGUUCCAGAGAUAUUCCUUCCAAUUGAGGAUGAGUGUGGUGAUGCUUUAGUAAUGAGGAAAAGUGCUUCACCCACAUCAAUUACCACUUAUGAAACUUGCCAGACUUAUGAGAGACCUAUAGCAUUCACCUCCAGAUCACGAAAAUUGUGGAUUCAGUUCAAAUCAAAUGAAGGAAAUAGUGGCAAAGGAUUCCAAGUACCUUAUGUGACUUAUGAUGAGGAUUAUCAACAGUUAAUAGAAGACAUUGUUCGAGAUGGCCGAUUAUAUGCAUCAGAAAAUCAUCAAGAAAUUUUAAAAGACAAGAAACUGAUUAAAGCUCUUUUUGAUGUAUUGGCACAUCCACAAAAUUAUUUCAAGUACACAGCACAGGAAUCAAAGGAGAUGUUCCCAAGAUCAUUUAUAAAGCUACUGCGAUCAAAGCCCUGCUUUGCCUUCACAGUAGCUGAAUCUUAAAAUUCCAGAUCCCAGACAUGAGAUUUGAUGAAAGGAAUUUUGUUUUGCCACACCUGCAAGUGGAAAGGAGUUCCAAAGUACCGAUUUGCAUUUUACCUAGAAGACUUCCCAGUUUAAAAGGAUCAAGCUUUGUGUGUUACUGUGAAACCCAUACCCUGUUUUCACAGCUCCUGAUGAGAAACUUGACUUUAUUAUCACAGGUUUCACCCCUCUGCAAGAUUAUGGACAAUUUUUCUAAUAACACCUUUGCUAAAGAGGCCUGUAAAAAGGGACACUUUAAUUUGCUUCAUGAGACAUUAGGCCUCACCCAGAAGUCUCAAUCCUAUUUCAACAAGGUAUAGUAUUUUGCCUGGGGGCAUGGACUGUUCUUUCUUACAUAGGUUUUUCCCCCAAGAAGAUAUUGUUACCCUACAAAGAUGUCAGACCCCAAACCCUUACUCAUUGGUCACUUGCUAAGUUAUGAGGCUAAAGAUGGAGAGCUGGAACACCACAACUAUCUACACGUGACCUAGAUGAAGAUCCCAAAGCCAGAUGUUACUGACGAAUCACCCCUUUAUGGAGAAUGAAGUCAGGUAUACUGGAUGGAGAUUGAUUGCCCUGACAAAGGCCUGUAAGUAUGAAUGUCAGUCAGUGUGGUGCAGUGCUUAGAGUGCUGGACUAGGACCGGGGAAACCCAAGUCCAAACCCUCAUUCAGCCAUGACACUUGCUGGGUGACACAGAGCCUGCCACUCAAAUGAUUUGGCCUGCCUCACAGGGUUGUUAUAAGGAAGAAGAACAGGAUACAGAAGAGAAUGUGAGAUGCCACAUGGAAACAGGACUUUGUUAGCAGUUACACCCAAAGGGCCUUGGUGAAAUUCAAGCGCUGAAGUUUUAUGUUGCAGCCUCUCGAGUGAUAAGACUAUGUUUGACCUGUUAGGCUUUAAUGCCUCCUCAAAACCCCAAACUCACGGGGAUGUGUGUGUGUGUGUGUGUGUGUGUGUGUGUGUGUAAAUGUGAAUGCCCAUUUUUCCCUUUUUGACUUUGUUGUUUUGCCUUUUGCCCAGGAUUGCCAUUUUGUUCUCGUGAUCAGAAACCAGCCUACAACACAAGCCACCAAGCCCUAAAUGAGGACAUCAUUCCCUGUUCUGGUCUUCGGGGGAAGUGGGGCCCAGGGUAAGCAGGAAGACAAAAACAUAAAUUUAAAAAAUGCCAGAAGACCAAAUUGAAAAUAGCCUCAGGUCUUAUCCAUCCGUUGUAUUAUUUGCCUUGAAAACUUGACUUUUCCUUUUUUGCUGAUGGUUGGCACCCAGAGACUUAGUCUCAGGACGCUGUCCCUACAUGGGGGGAGGGAAUUGGCAACUCACUUGCCUGUCUUUCUCUGAAGUAAACAGGUUUGCAACCAACAGUGCCUUGAACUGUCUUUCCAAGAAGGAUUGGUCCUCCCCAGAUUGAAGGAAUACCUGGAUCCAUCGCCAGAACGUGAUCCCAAGGGAGUCUCCAGAGGACAUCAACACUGACCCAGGAAAACUAACCAUCAGCAGCUACCCAAAGAGUGUCCCUAUCUGCGUUUCCAGUCCAACCCAAUGGUGACAGAACAACCAUCUGCUACCCUGUCCUGUGUUCGAGGAAGAGGGCCUAAUGCAAAGUUCAUCUGCUCCUAAGUGCUAUAGGAGAGGGAUAGACAACAAAUGCCUGAAGACUGCCUGAUAACAAACAGGCAAGUCAAUUUGUUCACUUCUCUCUGGAGUCAUACAUGCAACAGCAUCUCUCCAAGCUGUAAAGCCCUGGAACCAUCCUACCUGGGUAAGAUACCUUGCCAAAGACACUAUUUCAAAUUCUGCCAAAGACACUAUUUCAAAUUGCCCACAAGGGGGGGGGGGGGAGUCAAGGCUCCCAAACACAUGAACAUUCGAGCUUGUCUAUGGACACUAGCCAAACAAGCCAAAACAACACGUAUUAGAGAACAUCCAGGAUAGCCAAAAUCCUGCAACGUUGUACAAGAGCAUUUGGUUCUCAAUUGAAGGACUAAAAUAUUUUCUUACCAAGGACUCCUAGUUUUUUGAAUUCUAGAGCUCUCCAUGGCUUCCUUUUUGGCCAUGACAGACUCUAGAGGACACUAAGGGGUGUGUGAGCUGAUGAUUUACACCACUUUCUUAUAUUACUUUCUUGUAGUGACUGUGUGCUAUGAUUAUGUUGAAAACCCUGCUAUCUCCUGUGCUGUAAGGACAUGGACCUUACAUGCUUGCUUUCUGGUCAUUUCCUUACUUGUUUCCCUGACAUAUUGUGCCAAUCAUCUCACUGUUUCACCCAGAGCAUUUACCUGCAAGUCUGCACCUAUCCCCAAGUUACUGGUUCUUUUGCAUUCUAAGACAUUAAGCUAGCCCAAGCUUUACCUGCUAAUUUUAUAGACACCUGUAUUUAACUAAUGUGAUUGUACAUGACUUGUCAUUGCCAUCACUUUCCACAAGCUGAUAAUCCAUUAAUUGCCAGAAGCACCUGGUUCCACAAUGCAAGACUGUUAUUGAUACUUUAUUUGGGAUGAAGAUGGGUUAAAACAAUGUUGCUUGCUAUAACUUGUAUGAUCUUUAUAUGUACACCUUGCUGUUAUGUGUAAAACUUUUUAUCUAUAGCAAAUAAUGCCAGAUGUGUGAUUAAGAAUGUGUGUUGAUUUAUAGAAUUAUACUAAUUAUGUUUGUAGCUCUAGCAUGUUGUAUGCAAUGUAUCUAAUUUUAUUGCCAUAUGUACAGCCCAUUUAGCACCUACCACUUCUGUAAAACCUAUGCUUAAUGCAUCACAAAUGCUUAAGGCAUUCCAAAACCACAUAUGUCCCAAAUCCUUUAGCUACAAAAAACACAGAACUAUAUUUCCAAAAUUAGGAGUGUAUGCGUUAGAAAGAAAUAUUAUUAAUAUUUCCAAACAGUUAGAACUUUCAUUUAACUAAUAUUGAGAGCCUAUGGAUUUAUGGGUAAAGAAGAUAAUUCUAGUUAUAGCAUGUAUUUUCUUUUUAUUGAUAAUCACAUGUUGCUGCUUAUAAUGCAUUCCAGCUAUAAUCCAAAUGUUAUGAGAACCUUUAAAACCUUGCCAUAAUGUAAGACCCAUAUAUACAGCUGUACCUUUACAAACCUUAAUUAAGACAUCCUGAAGAUUCAGGAUGAUCCAGUUUUUCAGGGGGAAAUUGAUGUCUUUAGAAAACCAAAGAAACUCUGUUUGCCCAGAAUACCUCAUUCUAACUUAAAGUAACCCCAGCCCAGCUCAGGGACAUCACUGCCUCUCAUGAUCAACAUCAUUAUCUCUCUCCACUAAAUUGUAUCUAUGAAACUUGGUUCUCACAAGGUUCUCACUGUUUUUCGCUGACAGUUAAGAAAGCAGGAUUUAACCAAAUAAGGAGUAAUCACCAGAUGAACAAUGAAUCAUUUGCAUGCGUACGAGAUACUUAGACCACCAUUUUAUUGCCACGUAUACUGUGUCUAGGGUGUCAGCAUCAUUCAGAUUGUUUGUAUAAAUGUAAGAUGCACCUGUAACCAAACUGUAAUUGGUUUGAGAGCUUGAGCCUAUUGAUUACCUAUUGCUAAACUGCAGUAGCAAUAAAGCCUCUAAAUGAU
Hemicordylus capensis (graceful crag lizard) is the source of this 6704-nucleotide messenger RNA. RefSeq names its product signal peptide, CUB domain and EGF like domain containing 1 (gene SCUBE1). Lineage: Eukaryota; Metazoa; Chordata; Lepidosauria; Squamata; Cordylidae. Gene Ontology annotation, molecular function: calcium ion binding. Bases 57 to 3122 code for a protein of 1021 amino acids. The record is from RefSeq and is a predicted model, not a curated record. Gene Ontology annotation, biological process: signal transduction. Gene Ontology annotation, cellular component: cell surface. The transcript is spliced from 24 exons.